Molecule: messenger RNA, 6333 nt
Organism: Pipistrellus nathusii (Nathusius's pipistrelle)
Lineage: Eukaryota; Metazoa; Chordata; Mammalia; Chiroptera; Vespertilionidae
Source: the annotation of a GenBank genome assembly
AUGGCCACAGAUGAUAAGGCUUCCCCGACACUGGACUCUGCCAAUGACCUGCCUCGGUCUCCGACUAGCCCCUCGCAUCUCACACACUUUAAACCUUUGACUCCCGAUCAGGACGAACCUCCUUUUAAAUCGGCGUAUAGUUCUUUCGUAAAUCUCUUUCGAUUUAACAAAGAGAGAGCCGAAGGGGGCCAGAGCGAGCAGCAGUCUCCGAGUGGGAGCUGGGCCAGCCCUCAGCUCCCUUCCAGGGCCCAGUCUGUGAGGUCACCUGCGCCGUAUAAAAAGCAGCUCAAUGAGGAACUGCAGCGGCGGUCUUCAGCAGUAUUAGAGAACAGUUUGCCACACCCCCAGGAGAACACAGAAACAAGAAGGAAAGCGGAACCUGCCUUUGGAGGCCAUGACCCUCGCACAGCCGUUCAGCUUCGAAGCCUCAGCACAGUGUUAAAGCGCCUCAAGGAGAUCAUGGAGGGGAAGAGCCAGGAUAGUGACCUGAAGCAGUACUGGAUGCCAGAUAGCCAGUGUAAGGAGUGCUAUGACUGUAGUGAGAAGUUUACAACCUUCAGGCGCAGGCACCAUUGCCGACUGUGUGGGCAGAUAUUCUGCAGUCGUUGCUGUAAUCAGGAAAUCCCGGGAAAAUUUAUGGGCUAUACAGGGGACCUCCGAGCUUGCACAUACUGUAGAAAAAUAGCCUUAAGUUACGCGCACUCCGCGGACAGCAAUUCCAUUGGGGAGGACUUGAGUGCUCUUUCAGAUUCUGCUGCCUCGUUGUCUGUACUUGAUCCUGGUGAGCCCCGAACACCUGUUGGGAGUAGAAAAGCCAGUCGCAACAUAUUUUUAGAGGAUGAUUUUGCCUGGCAAAGUUUGAUUCAUCCAGAUUCCUCAAAUACUUCUCUUACAACUAGACUUGUAUCUGUGCAAGAGGAUGCUGGGAAAUCUCCUGCUCGAAAUAGAUCAGCCAGCAUUACUAACUUGUCACUGGAUCGAUCUGGUUCUCCCAUGGUGCCUUCAUAUGAGACAUCUGUCAGUCCCCAGGCUAACCGAACAUAUGCGAGGACAGAGACCAAUGAGGACGAACGCAAAAUUCUUCUGGACAGCGUUCAGCUGAAGGACCUGUGGAAAAAGAUCUGCCAUCACAGCAGUGGGAUGGAGUUUCAGGAUCACCGCUACUGGCUGCGAACCCAUCCGAACUGCAUCGUAGGGAAGGAGCUAGUCAACUGGCUAAUCCGAAAUGGACACAUCACUACAAGGGCACAAGCUAUAGCCAUUGGUCAAGCCAUGGUGGACGGACGCUGGCUGGACUGUGUCAGUCACCACGACCAGAUCUUCAGGGACGAGUAUGCGCUGUACAGACCCCUGCAGAGCACAGAAUUUUCCGAGACCCCUUCUCCAGACAGUGACUCGGUGAACUCAGUGGAAGGACACUCUGAGCCAUCCUGGUUUAAGGACAUAAAGUUUGAUGACAGCGACACAGAACAGAUAGCUGAAGAAGGUGACGAUAAUUUAACUAAUUCUGCCAGUCCUAGCAAGCGCACCUCAGUCAGCAGUUUCCAGUCCACAGUGGACAGUGACUCAGCCGCUUCUAUCAGCCUGAACGUGGAGCUGGACAACGUGAACUUCCAUAUCAAGAAGCCCUCCAAGUACCCACAUGUGCCCCCUCACCCUGCUGACCAAAAAGAGUGUCUGAUUUCUGAUGGUGGAGGACAACAGCUCUCAAUAAGUGACGCCUUCAUCAAAGAGUCCUUAUUUAACCGCCGAGUGGAGGAGAAAUCCAAAGAGCUGCCUUUCACACCUUUGGGCUGGCACCACAACAACCUGGAGCUGCUUCGGGAGGAGAAUGGAGAGAAGCAAGCCAUGGAGAGGUUGCUUUCAGCUAAUCAUAACCACAUGAUGGCACUACUCCAACAGCUGCUCCAUAGUGAGUCAUUGUCACCAUCUUGGAGGGACAUCAUUGUAUCGCUGGUCUGCCAGGUCGUUCAGACAGUCCGACCUGAUGUGAAGAACCGCGAUGAUGACAUGGAUAUCCGUCAGUUUGUCCACAUCAAAAAAAUCUCAGGUGGAAAGAAGUUUGAUUCUGUGGUUGUCAAUGGAUUUGUUUGUACCAAGAAUAUUGCACAUAAAAAGAUGAAUUCUUGUAUUAAAAAUCCCAAAAUUCUUCUAUUGAAGUGUUCCAUUGAGUACCUCUACAGAGAAGAAACUAAGUUUACUUGCAUUGACCCUAUUGUGCUGCAGGAAAGAGAAUUCCUGAAGAAUUAUGUUCAGCGAAUAGUUGAUGUCCGACCCACUCUGGUUCUGGUUGAGAAAACGGUAUCUCGGAUUGCCCAGGACAUGUUACUGGAACAUGGCAUCACUUUGGUCAUUAAUGUCAAAUCACAAGUUUUAGAACGAAUCAGCCGGAUGACCCAAGGUGAUUUAGUGAUGUCGAUGGACCAGCUGCUUACAAAACCUCACCUGGGCACCUGUCACAAAUUUUAUAUGCAAAUAUUCCAGUUGCCUACUGAACAAACCAAAACACUGAUGUUUUUUGAAGGCUGUGCCCAGCACCUGGGCUGCACAAUCAAGCUCAGAGGAGGCUCUGAUUAUGAGCUGGCUCGAGUGAAGGAGAUCCUAAUAUUUAUGAUCUGUGUAGCUUAUCACUCUCAACUCGAAAUCUCCUUCCUCAUGGACGAGUUUGCUAUGCCUCCGACGUUGACACAGAACCCUUCCUUCCACUCUCUGAUCGAGGGGCAGGAGGACGAAGGGGCCGCACAGGAGUCCUUCAGCGGCAGCCCCCUCCCCCGGGAGCCCGACUUCGCCCCGGAGCCCCUGCCCUGUGACGGCAGCAGCCUGCUGGAGGCCGGGCUCGUGUUCGAGAAGGGCGAGCAGGAAGGUGACAGCGGCCCCCAGGACGCCGCCCCCGGGAAGCCCCAGGAGCCCCCCGAGGCAGCCUGCCCGCCGGGCGUCCCCUGCGCUCUCUUCCCGUCAGUGCCUGAGCCGCUGCUGCUGCUCCACGUGGACGAGCCGCAGGCCGCCCCCGGCGCCGGGCAGCCGGAGGCCCCGCAGCUCUCCGAUGAGCUGGAGGAUCCCAAAGGCCAGCGGAAGGCCUUCCGAGACCCGCUGCAGGACGACACCGGCCUCUACGUCACCGAGGAGGUCACCUCUUCGGAAGACAAGCUCAAGACCUACUCCUCGGCCUUUAAACAGGAGCUGCAGGACGUGAUCCUCUGCAUCUCCCCGGUCAUCACGUUCCGGGAGCCCUUCCUGCUCACGGAGAAGGGGAUGAGGUGCUCCACCCGAGACUAUUUUGCAGAGCAGGUCUACUGGUCCCCGCUCCUCAACAAGGAGCUCAAAGAGAUGGAGAGCCGGCGGAAGAAGCAGCUGCUCCGGGACCUCCCCGGCCUCCAGGGCAUGAACGGCAGCGUGCAGGCCAAGGCCACUCCGGUCCUGCCCUCGCAUGAGCUCGUGAGCACGAGGAUCGCCGAGCACCUGGGCGGCAGCCGGAGCCUGGGCAGGAUGCUGGCCGACUAUCGGGCCAGAGGAGGCAGGAUUCAGAAGAGUUCAGACCCUUUUGCUUAUGCAAAGGAUGUACCAGGUACUCCAAGCGUCAAAUCAGGAAGCAGAACUGAGAGUGAUGAAGAGAAAGGCUUGAUACCAAGUGACACAUUGUGGUCGUCAAAGGUGGACUGCCUGAACCCUGCCAACCACCAGAGGCUGUGCGUGCUCUUCAGCAGCUCCUCCGCCCAGUCCAGCAACGCCCCCAGUGCCUGCGUCAGUCCUUGGAUUGUAACAAUGGAGUUUUAUGGAAAGAAUGAUCUCACAUUGGGAAUAUUUUUAGAGAGAUACUGUUUCAGGCCUUCUUACCAGUGCCCUAGCAUGUUCUGUGACACCCCCAUGGUGCAUCACGUCCGGCGCUUUGUGCAUGGCCAGGGCUGUGUGCAGAUCAUCCUGAAGGAGCUGGAUUCUCCAGUGCCUGGAUAUCAGCAUACAAUUCUCACCUAUUCCUGGUGCAGGAUCUGCAAACAGGUAACACCAGUUGUUGCUCUUUCCAAUGAGUCCUGGUCCAUGUCAUUUGCAAAAUACCUUGAGCUUAGGUUUUAUGGGCACCAGUACACUCGUAGAGCCAAUGCUGAGCCGUGCGGCCACUCCAUCCACCAUGAUUAUCACCAGUAUUUCUCCUAUAACCAGAUGGUGGCAUCUUUCAGUUACUCCCCCAUCAGGCUUCUGGAAGUGUGCGUUCCACUCCCCAAAGUAUUCAUUAAACGCCAGGCCCCCUUAAAAGUGUCCCUUCUGCAGGACCUGAAGGACUUUUUUCAAAAAGUUUCACAGGUAUAUCUUGCCAUCGAUGAAAGACUUGCGUCUUUGAAAACUGACACAUUUAGCAAAACAAGAGAGGAAAAAAUGGAAGAUAUAUUUGCACAGAAAGAGAUGGAAGAAGGCGAGUUCAAGAACUGGAUUGAGAAGGUGCAGGCGAGGCUCAUGUCUCCCUCUGCGGAUGCCCCUCAGCAGCUGCAGUCGGUCUUCGAGUCCCUCAUCGCCAAAAAGCAGAGCCUCUGCGAGGUGCUCCAGGCCUGGAAUAGCAGGUUGCAAGAUCUUUUCCAGCAGGAAAAGGGUAGAAAGCGGCCUUCAGUUCCUCCAAGUCCUGGAAGACUGAGACAGGGGGAAGAAAGCAAGAUAAGUUCGGUGGAUGCGCCUCCACGGAAUGUUUCUCCAGGGCUUCCGAAUGGAGACAAAGAGGACCGCUUCCUGAGCAACCUGUCCAGCCAGAGCUCCACCAGCUCUGCCCACUUGCAGCUGCCUACUCCCCCCGAGGUGCUGCCUGAGCCCGCGGGGGCAGGGCCGCCAGAACCGGACUCGGCCAGCGUUUCCGAAGACAUGUUUGAUGGACAUUUGCUGGGAUCCACAGACAGCCAGGUGAAAGAAAAAUCAACCAUGAAAGCCAUCUUUGCAAAUUUGCUUCCAGGAAACAGCUAUAACCCCAUUCCGUUUCCUUUCGAUCCAGAUAAACACUACUUAAUGUAUGAACACGAACGGGUGCCCAUUGCGGUCUGUGAGAAAGAGCCCAGCUCCAUCAUUGCUUUUGCUCUCAGCUGUAAAGAAUACCGGAAUGCCUUAGAGGAGUUGUCCAAAGUGAGCCCGCGGAGCAGUGCUGAGGAAGGCUCUCCCACCGCCAGUACUUUAGACAGCAGACCAAAGAGUAGCAGCCCCAUUAGAUUACCCGAGAGCAGUGGAGGACCGACCAACCGCACAGCAGAAGCGGAACCACCGCCAACCAAAAAGGCUUCUGGAAUGUUGUCCUUCUUCCGAGGGACGACGGCAGGGAAAAGCCCCGAUCUCUCCUCCCAGAAGAGAGAGACCCUACGUGGGGCAGAUAGCGCUUACUACCAGGUCGGGCAGACGGGCAAGGAGGGGACAGAGAAUCAAGGCAUCGAGCCUCCAGAUGAAGUAGAUGGAGGAGACAUGCAAAAGAAACAACUCACAAAUCCUCACGUGGAGCUCCAAUUUUCCGAUGCCAAUGCCAAGUUUUAUUGUCGGCUCUACUAUGCGGGAGAAUUUCACAAGAUGCGGGAAGUGAUCCUGGGCAGCAGUGAGGAAGAUUUCAUCCGAUCCCUUUCGCACUCGUCGCCCUGGCAGGCCCGUGGGGGCAAGUCGGGGGCCGCCUUCUAUGCGACUGAGGAUGACAGGUUCAUUUUGAAGCAAAUGCCUCGUCUGGAAGUGCAGUCUUUCCUCGACUUCGCGCCGCACUACUUCAGUUACAUCACAAAUGCCGUUCAGCAAAAGAGGCCCACUGCAUUAGCCAAAAUUCUUGGAGUUUACAGAAUUGGUUAUAAGAAUUCUCAGAACAAUACCGAGAAGAAGUUAGAUCUCCUUGUCAUGGAAAACCUUUUCUAUGGGAGAAAGAUGGCACAGGUUUUUGAUUUAAAGGGUUCCCUUCGGAACAGAAAUGUGAAAACUGACACGGGGAAGGAGAGCUGUGAUGUAGUGCUGCUGGAUGAGAACCUUCUGAAGAUGGUCCGAGACAACCCUCUGUAUAUCCGCUCUCAUUCCAAAGCGGUGCUGAGGGCCUCCAUCCGCAGCGACUCCCACUUCCUCUCUAGCCACCUCAUUAUAGAUUACUCUCUGCUGGUUGGGCGAGAUGACACCAGCAAUGAGCUGGUGGUUGGAAUUAUAGAUUAUAUUCGAACAUUUACAUGGGACAAAAAGCUUGAGAUGGUUGUGAAAUCUACAGGAAUUUUAGGAGGACAAGGUAAAAUGCCAACCGUGGUCUCUCCAGAGCUGUACAGGACUAGAUUUUGUGAAGCAAUGGACAAGUACUUCCUGAUGGUACCGGACCACUGGACAGGGUUAGGUCUGAACUGCUGA